ACCAAAUAAACACUUAUAAGAUCACCUUCGCUGAUCCUACUACGUUUGCAGUCAACUACAGUCCAAUCGCUCUACGCCUGUAAAUAUGUCGCGCUUUACUUUCGCGGAACUACCAGAUGGAUCUGAUACGGACGCCUCAAAUGCAUUGUACCGAACCUAUGACAGGCGCGAGUUUAUCAGACCCUGCCGCGAAUUUCUACAGCGUCUUUAUCCACGCGACGCAAAAUGGGGCUUUACCAUCUACCGCACAGUCUACACGCCUGAAUCAGACUCCCAGUUCCUCUCUGCGCUCGAGAAAAUAAAAACUUGCCUUGCGACCGCUCUACGCAACGAGCUCCGAACUAACCGUAGGAUUCGCGCCUAUGAAGUCAAGCACGGCCAUACUCCUCGGCCAUUAAUAAAUGCCGGACCAUGCGAUCAAGUGGAGGACCAGUAUGAUCCCCUCGUGAUUGAAGACCGCGAGGUAUGGGAUGGGGCCAGCAUUGAAGAUGUCCGCGCCCAUUUUCGGGACGCGAUUUUUCAUGAAGCCCUGGAAUUGCAACGUAUCAGCUAUGAUCCGGAGACGGAACACACUACUCCAAUGACGCAUCUUGCGCAGGAUCCGAAGAGUUCCAUCUGCUUAGUGAUAGAUGCUGAGGCGUUGAGCUGGAUGACGAAUAGCGAGCCUCGGGAGAGGGGGAUGUAUUGUUUGAGGGAGGAGGAGCUCCGGGCGAUGCCGAAUGAUCCUAUGAUGCAUUUGGAUUCAAGGCCUUUCAAGUGGGGGCAGCAUGGCCGCGUGAAGGGUGUGGAUGCUGAUUGGCCGCGGCACAGUGAUAUUUGGGAGACUGAUGAAAAUGAGCCUAGUAUGCUUGGUGCGAGGAAUGGUGUACCCGAUCCACCUCGGCGAGUGUCACAGUAUCACGGAUGGAGGCCCGUGGAAUGUGAAGAACUGUGGGGUUUGUAUAAUGAUGAGUUAAGAAACGGCGGAAGGCUAGGAAGAUAGAAAACAACUUGUAGAUAGAAUGAAUCUAUACUACUAUCGAU
Messenger RNA from Pseudogymnoascus verrucosus, 1023 nucleotides. RefSeq lists its product as uncharacterized. Lineage: Eukaryota; Fungi; Ascomycota; Leotiomycetes; Thelebolales; Thelebolaceae. The coding region runs from base 86 to 982 and encodes 298 amino acids. The record is from RefSeq and is a predicted model, not a curated record. The transcript is spliced from 2 exons.